AUGUUAAAACCUUACACUAUCGGAUUACCUGUACAGGGAUUAGCGAAUAGACUAGUCCUCGUGUUGGUGCCAAUUGUUUUGGCAUUACCUUACCAGGAAACCAGUGACCAAGGUCAGAUAACCAAACGUGCUAGCAACAAUUGGCUGGAGAAUCCUGGUUCCGAGAAAGAAACUAGUGACCAAGGUCAGAUUGCAAAACGUGCUAGCAACAAUUGGCUGGAGAAUCCUGGUUCCGAGAAAGAAACCAGUGACCAAGUGGGACUCACCGAAAAGGCCUAA
Molecule: messenger RNA, 279 nt
Organism: Oppiella nova
Lineage: Eukaryota; Metazoa; Arthropoda; Arachnida; Sarcoptiformes; Oppiidae
Source: the annotation of a GenBank genome assembly